CUUGAGCAGUAGAGUAGAGCAGAUCUUAGAGUAGCAGGCUGUCGGCAAAAGAGGAACAAAGUAAAAAAGUAAUGUCUCAGAAACAUUCGAAGCCUGACAAGGUUAACAAAAUUUCGGUAUUGCGUAAAAUGAUAGGCCUUCAAAAAAAGCGACCAACAGCCGGAAACUACGUAGUGCCCAACAAUUCGGCCCUGAAUCUGCAGCACAAGCCAGGCGUCUACGAUCCCACGCCCAACGCCAUGGAGAAGUCCACCAAGUGUCGCUAUUGCGAAAACAUGGCCAAGAACUUCCUGUAUCUGGAGAGUCUGAUCCGAAACAACAAGGACAACGACAAGACGACCAAAUGCAGUCUGUGCAGCUCGGCGCUCAAGUAUCUGGAGUACGUGAACCGCAAUAUCCGUCAGGUUUUUGGCAACUUCGAUGCGAUUGUGCAGGCGGAUCGCGCUCUGGCCGCCAAGCCAGCCAUGAUGCCCAAGUACUCGGUGGCCGGGCCCCCAGAAAAAGUUGAUCAGCGUGCCAAGGGCGGCGCCCUCGUAGCGCUCCAAAAGUCUGCCAAAAGCCUCAAGACCAAGGGCUCAACUUUGAAGUCCAAGUCCCAGGAGAAAGACGUUAAGGGCCAGAAGUCAUUGAAGUCGCUCAAAUCGCACAAAUCGACAAAGUCAUUGAAGUCUACAAAGUCCACAAAGUCAAGAAAGUCCCACAAGUCGGCCCUAAAGCUCUCCAAGCCCUCCAAAGGACUGGCCAAAUCGAAGAGCAUGGGUCCCAAGAGUCUGAUCAGCCAUGGCAAGAUGAUACUGAAGCGCAAGUUCCGCAACAAAGUGGCCAGCAAGUUGGCCGGCGCCAAGGUGGUGCGCAGUGUUAGCCAGUACCGCAGCCUGGCCUCUGCCCGCUCCAAACUCUCGAAGGGAUCGAGCCCCAAGAAGCUGGCCAAGCAGCGCUCCACCGGUCCGCCCACCAGCAUCAACUGGCAGCUGCUCAAGCGGAAUCUGCCCAAGCGGCCCACUUCCGUCAAAUAGAGGUCGGGGAUCAGCAGAAUUGGCUGCGCACAUUGCUAUCUGCUUUAGAUUAGAAAAACUUCGUUAAAAUUUUGCAAGUGCUUUUUGACAUACAUAAAAUGAGACUUAUACAA
Drosophila elegans is the source of this 1129-nucleotide messenger RNA. RefSeq lists its product as uncharacterized. The coding region runs from base 72 to 1016 and encodes 314 amino acids. Lineage: Eukaryota; Metazoa; Arthropoda; Insecta; Diptera; Drosophilidae. The transcript is spliced from 2 exons. The record is from RefSeq and is a predicted model, not a curated record.